Nerophis ophidion (straightnose pipefish) is the source of this 3379-nucleotide messenger RNA. RefSeq names its product serine/threonine-protein kinase SBK1. Gene Ontology annotation, biological process: peptidyl-threonine phosphorylation; peptidyl-serine phosphorylation. The transcript has 6 exons. Gene Ontology annotation, molecular function: protein serine/threonine kinase activity; ATP binding. Bases 354 to 1469 code for a protein of 371 amino acids. NCBI's taxonomy places the organism in Eukaryota, Metazoa, Chordata, Actinopteri, Syngnathiformes, Syngnathidae. The record is from RefSeq and is a predicted model, not a curated record.
UGUGUGUGUGUGUGUGUGUGUGUGGGGGUGAGGAGAGAUCAUGUUGGCUAAAGUUGCAGCCUCCAUCCUGCCGCUCACACACAUUUUGCUCUUUGGCUGCAGAGAAGCUGGACUGACUGCCUGACUUUUGUGGUUCUGCUUUGAAUAGUUCUUGUGAUUUGUUUUCCUUAGUGGUUUUUGUGGUUCUGCUAUCCAGCACGCCUGCAGGUGCUGAAGAGAAGACGCAUUUUGGGAGGUUUUCUGACUAAAGAAAGUCGACAACGCGAGAUGACGGGGUCCCCAAACUACGGCCUGCCAGUGUCCAAAAUCCGGCCUGCAGGAAGACCCAAGCAGCCAACAGGCUCCUGGAGGACAUGUGUCACCUGAGCGCUCAGUCUCUAAACAGACUAGACACGGCGAAGCACUUCAAGGUGGUCAAGCUUCUAGGUCAAGGGUCGUACGGGAAAGUCAUGCUGGCCGUGCACAACAAAAGCGGUACUCCCAUGGCUCUGAAGUUCUUCCCUCGCAAGUCCACCCCCCUGCCGUCCUUCCUGAGGGAGUACAACCUCUCCUUGUGCUUCUGCACGCACCCGUCUCUGAGCCGCGCCGUGGGCAUCGCCUACUUCACGCCCUCGCACUACGUCUUCGCCCAGCAGGCCAGCCUCUUUGGCGACCUCUUUGACAUAAUCGUGCCCGAGGUGGGGCUGGAGGAGGACUGCACCCAGCGGGUGGUGUCGCAGCUGUGUGGCGCCCUGUCCCACCUGCACUCGUUGGGUUUUGUCCACAGAGACGUCAAACCUGAAAACGUCUUCCUGUGUGACUCCGCCUGUCGAUGGGUCAAGCUGGGCGACUUCGGGAUGGUGAAGUCCAAAGGCAGCAAGGUACCAGAGGUGUGGUAUUGCUCCCCAUACUGCACCCCUGAAGCUGAGGUGGCCCGCGGAAACGUGGACAGCUGGAACGACCGAAAGCCAGACAACAGAGUCCAGGUGAAGACAGACGAGGAGAAGAACCGGCGCCCACGGGUUUUGUCUUCAGUGGAGCCCAGCACGGACACCUGGGCCUUGGGCAUCCUGACCUACGCUGUGCUGACCGGCACCCACCCUUGGGCUCAGACCUGCAGCGACUGCAGCUCCUACCUCAAAUACCUCCAGUGGUUCAAUGCUGCCAAGAGCCCUAAAGACGACCUGGACGUGUGGACGGAGCCACCGCACCCGGACGCGGAUUCACCGAAGGCGGACACCGGUGGGGAAGAUAGUCCCCUCUUGGCGCCCCAGUUUGCUUGCUUCACCCCUUUGGCCCAUGCUUUCUUCCAUUUGCUCCUCGACCCCAGCCCAGAGACUCGCGGGCGACCCGAGGACGCGCUGGCGUACCUGGGAGGGGCGUGGUUACGGGAGGGGGAGCGCACUCGGCUGGACGAGGAGAGGAGGAAGAGCAGAGGGAAAGGAGCCAUGAAGAACGUGAAGGAGACGGAGGGGAGAGGACAGAGAUGAAGUCACUGGUUACUUGCUCAGAGGUGCUAAUGCUAAUUAACCUGUAGACUGUAGCAAAGCUUUGCAUUGAACACUGCAGCAACGAUACCUCCGCCAAAGUUUCGACGUGUGAAAUGAUGAGGAUGAAAAUGGAUUAGAUCUGGAUCCAUUCUUGAAAUCCCGACCUAGGUUGCUGACGGCUGCCAGCUAACCGUCCAUGCAUUGGCGCCGAUCCUGUAAGUGCUUCGGGGCCCCAGCACCCACGGACAUUGCCGAGCAACCAAGUGGGAUUGAUGGCAAAUUCUUUCUCCCCACAUGCUCAGAAAAAUAGAUUUACCGCCCGUCCGAGCACCAAGUGGCAGAAAUGUAGAUCGGCGCCUAUGCGUCCAUGUUGUUGAUUAGAAAAGUGUUGACGGGAAGUCCCACGGCCUCCUUGCACACAUGAUGCAACAGGUGAGGUUCUGUAGAGUUGUGCUGCUGGAAGGCCACCACGUCCUUGUCUGUGUCUAUAUUUGGAUGUUUUAGGGCUGCUGGCAACUUUUCCUGGCCAGCGUAUUCAGCCGAACACACGUCUGACUUCCCUGACCUCCUCACCUUUGGCAGCUGGCUAGUUAGCAUUCAGCUUGAGCGGCACUUUAGCACUGACACUUAAAAUAGGAAAAACGUUCUUAAAGAGUUUUUUUUAAAUCUUCUAGAUCUGUAGUCCUCAAACUUUUUCACCAAUACUUGGCUCUCUAAGUACCACCAUCAAAAUACAUUAGCGCAGUAGGCCUAAAUAUUCAUUAAAAACAUGGCAGAAGUAUAUUUAAUAUUUUGGCCACUGUAAAGUUACACACAGUUUGAUAGUAAGAGUGUGUUUUAAUUAUGUGAUUCUUUAUAUUUUGGUAAAACACACACACACACACUUGGGUAUUUCACAGGAUUCCUUAAUAUUUUUAUUGGAUAGUAGUCUGUUUAUUUCAAUUGUUAGUUUUUUUCCUUUAUUACCUCUUGUGUUAUUUAUUUUACCCCAUAUUUGUUCCCACUACCGCACUUUAAGUUGGAGUCUUUAAUCUCAUUAUAUGCAAAUAUAAUGAAAAUAAAGUCCAUUCUAAUCUAUUCUAUUCUAUACUUAAACCAUUGUGGGUGGCCCUGGGGGCAGUUGGGUGAAGUGUCUUGCCCAAGUACACAACAGCAUUGACGGAAAUGGCGGAAGCCGGGAUUGAACCUAGAACCCUCAAGUUGCUGGCACAGCUGCUCUACAAAGCAAGCCACACCGUCUCAAAAAUAAAUGCACAGUUGUUUAGUUCAGUCUUUAUUUGAAGGGACAAUGCACAGAAACAUAAAGCUCAAAGACAGAUAUGUUCUAUACCAGAUUAUAGCUAAAUAGCUCAUUUCCAUUUGCAGUCCCUGACUACCUAAAGUAAAGGGAUACAAAAAUCAUGCAAUAAAAGUAUAAGAAUAAAAUCAUAUUAUAGCAUGUAAUCAAAUUAAGAAAAGCCAUAAAAUGCCCUUUCAUUGACACAUACUUAAUAUACAAUACAACCACACCUCAUUUACAUCCUCACACAAAGACAAUACAUGCUCUUGUUCACAUCUUUCAUCAUUUGUAAAAACAACCAUGAUUUUAACAGACGCACCUCAAAGUUUACAACAAAAUGCUCCCAUGGAUAAAUAUAACUUGUUGUAAGCUCGAUAUGACAUCUUUCAGCAGAGGCUCGCAGGUUUGAACCCUCUGCGUAUCCUGACCCACUUGACCAAAUUCUAGUGUGGACUACCUCCAAACUCAAUGGAGUUUGACCUUUGUUUUGUGCUCCUAUCGUAACCAUAACCUGCCAAACCGUGACUUUUAUUUUGGAAGGAGUUCUUCAGGAAGUGCUGUUGUUUUGUGGGACGUACUCACUAAAAUGCAAAUAAAAACCAAUAAAAAUGACGCUAACAAGUAUUGCAAA